This is a messenger RNA of Folsomia candida, 1552 nucleotides long. It is a transcript of the gene Rga, whose product is annotated as CCR4-NOT transcription complex subunit 2. NCBI's taxonomy places the organism in Eukaryota, Metazoa, Arthropoda, Collembola, Entomobryomorpha, Isotomidae. Gene Ontology annotation, biological process: regulation of stem cell population maintenance; regulation of DNA-templated transcription; nuclear-transcribed mRNA poly(A) tail shortening. The coding region runs from base 152 to 1372 and encodes 406 amino acids. Gene Ontology annotation, cellular component: CCR4-NOT core complex; P-body. The record is from RefSeq and is a predicted model, not a curated record. The transcript is spliced from 5 exons.
CUGCAGCCAAGCAAACAACAAACCAAGAAGAGCACGACACAAGACAAGAGCGAGUGCGAGUCGAAGGAAGGAAUAAAAAAUUCUGGCCCCCUUUUUUCGACAGGAACCACCCCCCCGUUCGGUCAUCCCCGUGGUGGUGGCCGCGAGUAACAUGCAAGGACCACCCUUAAGUCCGAAUCGAAUGAAUCCUGUACAAAGUGGGAAUAACAAUGCGGUGGCUGCUUCCAUGAACCAGAGGCCCCCUUCGUCCUCGUCGUACAUCUCUGCUCCCCAACACGGGGGGAGGAGGGGUGGAGGCGGAAUGAUGGGGCUUGGAAUGGGACCUUUGCAAGGUGGUGCGGGUGGGAUGUCGGUCUUGGGCCUGGGGAGGCAGCAAGUUCCUGGAGGGUAUCCGGGGAAUUCGGACCACUACCCACCCAUUCUGGACCCAUCUGAAUUCCCAUCUUUGACAAAUCGAAAUCUCGGCCAGGGGGCGGAUGGCUAUCAUCAAAAUUUACCGGCCAAGCCUUAUGGUAUGGUCAAGCAACCUGUUUCAGAAACGAGCGCCUUCACUAUGAGUUCGGAAGAUUUCCCUGCACUUCCUGGCACUGCUCCUACGGGGGCAGGUGGAGCUAGCAAUGACCCAGGAGCUCAAGUUCAAGCACCCAACGCAUCUCAACCAAUUGAUCCUUCUUCUUCCGAGCCCAGAAUCAACAAUCAAACGGUGGACUCAUUGCAAAAACGGGGAAUCGUCACAUCUCCAGAUGGGAAGGUCACAAAUAUUCCGGCAAGUAUGGUGAACGACCAAUUUGGAAUGGUUGGGCUAUUGACAUUCAUAAGAGUUGCUGAAACGGACCCUAACUUGGUAUCACUCGCCCUGGGGUUCGACUUGACGGCAUUAGGACUGAAUCUGAACGCGACUGACAGCUUGUAUCCUAGUUUCGGGGGACCAUGGGGCGAAGGUCCUGUCAGGGCAGAGGAUGUCGAAUUUCCAGUUCCUCAAGAGUACAACAUUAGUGAUCAGCUACGCUAUGGACACGAAUUUGUCUCAUCUGUUCGAGAGAAGUUGGCACCUCUGAAAAUGAACAGAUACAAGGAAGAGCUCUUAUUCUACAUGUUUUACACGUAUACUGGUGAUGUUUUACAAAUCCUUGCUGCAGGAGAACUCUUCAACCGAGACUGGCGUUACCACAAGGAAGAGAAGAUUUGGAUCACGAGGGCCCCAGGGCUGAGCACGGUGGAGAAGGGAGGAAGUUUUGAAAGGGGAAUGUAUUACUUUUUUGAUCCGAUCAGUUUCCGAAAAAUUCCCAAGGAGUUCAUCCUGGAGUACGACAAGCUGGAGGAGCGACCCACCGUCCCGAACAACUUUCUUCACGCGUACAUUAAUCCUUAAAAGUAGCAUUUCCUAUAUAUUAAACUAUAUUAGGUAAUGUUAGCAUACGGAAUGUUUGCUAGCAUUUUCUUUAGUAUAGCCGAUUUCCACUACUUUCAAUUAAGUACCAGGAGAAGUAUUCUUAAUAAAAAGUUGUUUUGAUAUUAAAGGAGAAAAAAAUGAACUACUUGAACUUUGUAA